AUGAGCAAAAGCAAAAAUGACAAAAAACAAAAUAUUUCUUCAGAUUCUGAUAAUGAGGAGUUGGCAUUAAAUGAUGAUGAAUUUGACCUUUCAAUGGAUGAGGAUGAACGUGAACGUUUUAAUCAAAUGGAGCAAAUAAAGCGUAAGCUCGAAAUGGCUGCAGGAAAAAAUGAAACAAACAUUGUAAAAAGGAAGCGACGUUUAUCCCGUGACACUGAUGAUAGCGAUAAUGAAAAGAACGGAGAUAAAAAAAGUUCUGAUGAAGAAGGGGAAUUGCCUGCUGAAGAUAAAGAUGAGACUAGUAGUGAUGAUGAUAAUAUAGUAAAUAGCAAGCCUAGUUCUUCAGUAGAAAAACAUAAGCAUAAAUCAAUUACAAAAAUGUCAGUCAGCACAGCAGAUAUAGAAGAUGAAGACACGGCCUACCACAAACCUUCAGAAUUGGCAAAUAAAUACAAUAAGAAAAUGGCAAUGGCUGAUCUACUCAAUAAACGGCGGGAUAAAAAACAAGCUGAAGAAAAACGUAAAAAGGAAAAUCAAAAAGCAGCUUUGGAUCUCGACGAAAUUUUUGGAAAAGAAGAUGGAAAAUCUAGUAGUUCUAGUUCUCCUGCUUCUUCGCGUUCGUCUAGCCCUGUAUAUGGAAAGUCACGAUCUCCUUCUCCAGUCGCCCAGCCUAUUGCCCAAGUUGUUGAUGUUGUUGAGACUGCUAAAGUCUAUGAAGUGGAACCCAAUACCGACAUACGCACUAAUAAAGGCUUAAAACUUAAAAUUUGCAAUAACGAUGCUCAACGUGUCAUUCGCCUCGAAUUUGUUUCGAAUAGUAAUUUUACAGAAACUGAAUAUUCAUUUUGGUUAAACAGAAUGAAAGAAACAGAAACUUCACUUCCAACAAUUGAUUUUGUUAAGAAAAAACAAAAAGAAAUGCACGAUGCGUUAAACUACAAAUUUACUGAUUCUGAAAUUAAUUUAAUGGUGCGAGAGAAGAGUCGUUUCAAAAAACAACCAACGAAUUUUGCUUUUGAGAAGUCGGAGUUGAUUAAACAAAAGGUUGGUUCAUAUUUUAUAAUAAUUGUAUGUAUAGGAAUGGUAAUAAGGCGGGGAAAAAGUAAAGUUUCACCUCUGUAUCCCAGACGAUAG
Messenger RNA from Meloidogyne enterolobii, 1134 nucleotides. The record is from the annotation of a GenBank genome assembly. Lineage: Eukaryota; Metazoa; Nematoda; Chromadorea; Rhabditida; Meloidogynidae.